AUGGGGUCCACAACAAAGACUGUUCUCCUGGUGGGAGAUCAGAAUGACCCAUUUGUGCAGGGGAUCGACUACCUGUACAAGCAGGCCGAGACACAGCCAUGGCUGGCGUCUUUUCUUGCCGACAAUGUGGCCAUCCUCAAGGAGCAGAUGACGCACUGGGAGUCGACGCUCCGGGAGACCAUGGGCGUCUUUCACACCUUCCAGGAGCUUGCAGACAAGUACCGGACCAAGCCUGACCCAGUGGGCAUGUCGCACGGCAUGUUGGUAUUUAUCAUGCGACAGGCCCUCCUUUUGCAAUGCGUAAAGAGAGAACCAAAUCUGAUCCACGAUGCCGAGACGAUACCAAUUUGUGGUGGUCUUCUCAACACGGCAGCCCUGGAGGUGGCGCAGGACUUUGAUUCAUUUUAUGAGGCCAGUCUGGAGAUGACGAGGGUGCUCUGCCGGAUGGAGGUGUUUUCUUACUACCGGUCGAGGGCCACCGAAAUCUCGACGGCCAACUGGGGGUGGACUCUGGUUGGUAUCACGGCCGACAAGCUCAAGACGGCCCUUGACAACUUUCAGCGCAGCAUGGGCAUACCAGAGGUCAAGAAGGUUCGCGUAGCCGUCAUCGGACAGGGCUGGAGCACCAUCAUCGGACCGCCCUCUGUCCUGGAAAAGGUCCUCAAGCAGUGCCCUGCCGUCAAGAACCUCACCAAGCAGGAGAUGGCCGUGCAUGCCCUGCACCACUCCCUCAACCUGACGGAUGCAGAACUCGAUGGCGUCGUCGGUGACUCCCCUCUUCUGGAUCUUCCCGUGGGCAACGGCACAUGGCGGUCCGUGGUGCGCGCGGCCUGCGACUCCAUCCUCUGCAAGCCCUUCAACAUUGUGGACGAGGUCAAGAACCGUGCCGCCCUGAUCAAGUCUUCCUCCAUCGACCUGAACGUGAUUGGUGUGAGCCCUCACGACAAGUUCGUCGCCGACCAGCUCAAGGCCGCCGGAAAGGACGUCACCACCCGGUACGAGCACAGCGUUCCCAUGUCGAUUCCCAUCUCCCCAUCGGUUGAGUCGGGCAAGGUGGCCAUCGUCGGCCUCGCAGGCCGGGCCCCCAGCUCAGAGGACCUCUCUGAUUUCUGGCGCAUCAUCAUCACGGGCCAGGAUGUGCACAAGGAGAUCCCCUCGGACCGGUGGGACAUCAACGAGUUCUUCAGCCCGACGCACAAGGGCAAGUGCACCACCAAUGCGCGCCACGGCUGCUUCAUUGACCGCCCGGGCGCCUUUGACGCUCGUUUCUUCAACAUCUCGCAGCGCGAGGCCCUCCUCAUGGAGCCCUGCCACCGUCUGUGGCUGAUGUGCGUCUACGAGGCCCUCGAGAUGUCGGGCUACAGCGCAGGGCGCACCAGGGUGACCGACCCCAACCGCAUCGGCGCCUUCUUUGGCCAGAGCGUCGACGACUGGCGCGCCAACAGCCACCAGCUGGGCUGUGAUGCCUACAACAUGCAGGGGAUGCAAAAGGCCUUUGGUCCGGGCCGCGUCAACUUCCACUUCAAGUGGGAAGGCCCGACGUAUCAGGUGGACAGCGCCUGUGCCUCGUCCGCUUCUGCCAUCACCAUGGCCUGCCACCAGCUGCUGGCUCGUGAGUGCGACAUGGCCGUCGCCGGUGGCAGCACCGUCAUGAGUUCUCCCCACACCUUCUCUGCCCUGUCGAGGGCUGGUGUCCUCAGCACCACUGGCAACUGCAAGACGUACCGUGACGACGCGGACGGCUACUGCCGUGGUGAUUUCUCUGGCUGUGUGGUCCUCAAACGUCUCGAGGAUGCCGUGGCCGCCAACGACAACGUCCUGGCCGUCAUUGCUGCCUCUGGACGCAACCACGCAGGCAAUGCCCCCUCCAUCACGACCUCAGACGCGGGCGCGCAGGAGAGGCUGUUCCGACAGGUCCUCCGCAAGGCCCAGGUGACGCCUGAGGAGGUCAACUAUGUCGAGAUGCACGGCACGGGCACGCAGGUCGGUGAUCUGGCCGAGAUGACCGCCGUGGCCAACACCUUCAAGCGGGCCAAGAACGACAAGGAGCCCCUCCGUGUGGGCGCCGUCAAGGCCAACGUGGGCCACACCGAGGCCGCAGCAGGCAUCGCCUCGCUGCUCAAGUGUGUGCUGUCCCUCCAGGAGGAGUUUCUCCCUCCUGUGGCCAACAUGCCGCACAAGCUCAACCCCAAGUUCCCAGACCUCAAGGCCCUCAAGAUCGACAUCCCCAGCCAGCGGGCCGAGUUCAAGUAUGCGUCCGACAAGAGACGUCGGAUCAUCCUCAACAACUUUGACGCUUCUGGUGGAAACUCCUGCCUGCUCAUCGAGGACUACCCCAAGCCCCUCGACAAGGACGCCGACCCUCGAAGCUGCCACACCAUCACGCUGUCUGCCAAGAGCGCCCUCUCGCACACCGAGAACAAGAAGCGUCUUCUGAACUUCCUUCGUGCCAGCAUGGACGACUACCGCAUUGAGGAUCUCGCCUAUGCCCUCACGGCCCGCAGGCUUCACUACCCCAUCCGCACUGCCUUCACUGCCACCUCUAUCAAGGAGGCUGUCAGCAAGCUGGACGCCGACAUCAAGGCCGACGCAAAGGUCGAGAAGACAACACCUCCUCCUGUCGUCUUCAUGUUCACCGGCCAGGGCUCUCACUAUGCUGGCAUGGGUGCUGAACUGUACCAGACCUCGCCUGCCUUCCGCAACAUUGUGGAUCUCUCCGUGUCCAUCUGCCGACAGAACAACUUCCCAGAGUUCCUGGACAUCAUCACCGACCCAGAGGUCGACAUGACCACCAAGGACACUGCCCAGACCCAGCUGGCCGUCGUGGCCCUCGAGAUUGCCCUGGCUGCCUUCUGGCGUGCUGCUGGUGUCGAGCCAGCUGCCGUCAUGGGCCACUCCCUGGGCGAGUACGCGGCCCUGCACGUCUCUGGUGUGCUGUCCCUGACGGACGUGCUCUUCCUGGUCGGCAAGAGGGCGCAGCUGGUCCUGGAGCGAUGCGUGCCAGGAGCCUGCUCCAUGCUCAGCGUGUUUGCCCCUCUGGAGAAGGUCGACGAGUAUGUCAAGAAGCUGUCGAGCUGCGAGGUGGCUUGUCUCAACAGCCCCAAGGCCACUGUGGUCUCUGGCACGGCCGACGAGAUCGCCAUGCUCAAAGCCGGUCUGGAGAAGGCCGAGGGCGGUCCCAUCCGGUCCAAGGAGUUGUCUGUCCCUUAUGGCUUCCACUCGGUCCAGGUCGACCCUGUCCUCGACGACUUUGCCGCCCUGGCUCGUGGUGUCGUCUAUUCCAAGCCCAAAAUUCCUCUGGUCUCGACCCUGGCUGCUGAGAUUGUCGACAAGCCUGGCAUGAUUGCCGAGAUGUACCUGAUGCGCCAGACCCGCGAGAAGGUCAACUAUGCCGGCGCUCUGGCUGCUGUGGCCGAGAAAUUCAAGAACCCCGUUUACCUCGAGGUUGGUCCCAGCCGUGUCCUGGGCUCCUUCACCCAUGCCACUCUCAAUGUGCCCCUCGAGCGCAUCGCAUCGACCCUCGAGAGCGCCAAGGAGCAGUCGUGGACGGGUGUUUCCAAGUCCCUGGCCACUCUGUACAAGGCAGGUGUCGAGAUUGACUGGGUGGCCGUGCAUGAGCCUUUUGUUACCAGGAACCAGGUCAAGCACAUCUCGACUCUUCCUUCCUACAACUGGGAUCUCAAGGAAUACUGGAUCAAGUGGACAGAGCCCAGAGAGGCCCCCCAGCCAGUUGCUGCUCCUGCUGCUGCUGCUUCUGCUGCUGCUGCUCCUUCUGCCCCUGCAGUUGUCGAGCGGCCCAUGUCUGCAGUCUUGCACUAUGUUGUCAAGAAGACGCUGUCUCCCAAGGUGGAGGUGACCUUCAGGAGCAGCGCUGCGGAUCCUGCGCUCAAGGCUGCUAUCCUGGGCCACAGGCUGCGCGAGGUUCCUGUCUGCCCCGGCGGCGUCUUUUGCGAGAUGGGCAUGGAGGGCGCCCAAUAUACGCUCGAGGCCCUCGGAAAGAAGAACGUCGACCUGGCCCUUCUCACACCCUCGUUCAACCGUCCCUUCAGCAUGCCCACGGGCGAGUCUACGGCCGAGAUCCUCACCACCAUCACCAUGCCGACAGAAAAGACCCUCACGGCCACCUUCAAGGUGUCCAACGGCCCCAUGUCCUUCGACCUGGGCAGCUGCAAGUUCCAAGUGGUGGACAACAAGAAGCUGCAGGGCGACUGGGACAAGACGUCGUACUUUGUCCAGGCCCGCAUGAACGAUAUUGUCCGUGCCGCCAAGGAGGGAGAUGGGCACCGUUUCAAGCCUUCCAUCUUCUACAGCCUCUUCAGCAACACCGUCAAGUAUGCCGGUCCUUAUAUGGGCCUGCAGGAAGCCUACAUCUCGCCUGACUUCAAGGAGGCCGCUGCCGAGGUUGUCCUCCAGCAGGAUCCCACCGAUCCCAACACCAAGUCCAGCCCGUACUGGUCAGACAGUCUGGUGCACCUGGCUGGGUUUGUGGCCAAUGUCAACCCGGAGCGCCCCGAGGGCAAGAUGUUCAUGAUGGGUGGCUUCGACAAGAGCGAGCAGACGGCGCCCUUGGCAGCAGGCCACAAGUAUUUCUCUUAUGUGCGCGUGACCAAGAACGAGGGCGAGAGCUUCAUCUGCGACGUCUUUGUGUUUGACGUCAAGGCUGGGAACAGGCUCAUCAUGCAGUGCUCCAACCUGCACUUCCACCAGGUCGAGUACACUACCUUGGAGAGGGCCCUGGGCAAGAAGCCCGCUGCUGGUGCUUCCGCUGCAGGACCUGCGUCUGCCCCAAAGAAGGCUGUCGCGGCUGCUCCCAAGGCCAAGGCGGCUGCUCCUGCUCCUGCGCCCGUCAAGAAGGCUGCUGCGGAAAAGAAGCCCAAGAAGGUGGUCAAGAAGAAGGCAGCCACCACAUCUAGUGGACAGGUCAGUGUCCUCGAGACACUUCUGGAUGCCAUCUCGUCCGAGACGGGCACAGACAAGGCCGAGCUGACGGACGAUGCGGUGCUGGGCGAGAUUGGUAUCGAUUCCAUCAUGGCGAUCCAGAUCUCGGCUGCCGUCAAGGGCGCCACAGGCUACGACAUCUCUGCCACUUGGGGUCUCGAGUACCCAACCAUUGGCGCCCUCCGUGAGGAGUUCAAGGAUGUCUAUGGCGAGCCUGGUGCAGAGGAUGGUGACGAGGAGGCAGAGAACGAUGAAGAAGAAGAAGAAGACUAUGAGAUGGUGCCAGCAUCCGCAGAAGAGGAAUUUGACGAUCCUGUCGAGCAGGACAUUGAGUCCCUCGACGAGGAUGGUGUUGUGGCUGCUCCCAAGGCGUCCUCUGGAUCCCACAAUGUGCUCGAGAGCUUCCUGCAGGCCAUCGCCAACGAGACUGGCACUUCCUUGGACGAACUGGCCGAUGAUGCAGUGUUGACCGAGUUGGGUGUCGACUCCAUCAUGGCUAUUCAGAUCUGUGCCACCCUCAAGAACGAGACGGGUGUGGAGAUCCCUCCCACUUUUGUCUUCGAGUACCCAACUAUUGGAGAUCUUCGUCAGGAGUUUGCCAAUAUGGAGGGUGCAGGACCGUCUUCCUCUUCUGUUGGGUCUUCUUCUGGUCGUUCGUCUCCUGUGCAGGACGAUACCGAUGUCACGGAUGAGGAAGAGCCUCCUGUUGUUGCUGCUGCUCCUACUCCUGCUCCUGCCCCUGUGGUCGAGAAGAAGAAGGUUGUCGUCGCCCCGAAGCCUGCUCUUCCUCCUACGCCAGCCCCAGCGCCGGCUCCGGCUCCAGCUCCAGUUGUUGCCAAGAAGACACCAAAGCCAGUAGCCAAGAAGGCUCCUGUCUCUGUGGCGGCCAAGCUGCCUAUGGACCCAGCAUCCCUGGUCAAGGACAUGUCUGUGUUCAAGUUUGAGGAAGAAGACCCCGAGACCAUCGACUAUGCGACAAUUCCCAAGGCCAAGAUCGUUCUGAUGCAGGGCAAGCCCACGUCCAAGGAGACGCCCCUGUUCCUGAUCCCUGAUGGCUCCGGAACAGCUGCGACGUACAUCCAUCUGCCCCAGUUCAGCUCUGGCCUGCCCGUGUACGCCAUCGAGUCCCCCUUCCUGCGCUGCCCUGGCAAGCUGUCGCGCAAGACGGGUAUCCCCGGCCUGGCAAGUCUUGUGGUCGAGGCCAUCAUCAAGAUGAGGCCCCAGGGCCCGUACCUGAUCGGUGGCUACAGUGGAGGUGCCACCAUCAGCUACGAGGUCGCCCGCCAGCUGGCCAAGACGGGGAGGAAACUCCAGGGUCUGCUGCUGAUCGACAUGUGCUGCCCUCGCUCCAUGGUCGACACCAUCGACAGCGUGCCCGAGCAGGGCCUGGCCGUGCUGAUGAGGCUGUCUCCUCCCGACAAGCGGUCCUUCUGGACCAGCAGCAUGGCCUCGCAGUUUGCCCAGCAGCACCAGCGCCAGAUCGUGCGUGCCGUGUGCCACUACGACCCCGAGCCCAUGGCGGAGGAGGACAGGCCCGAGAAGGUGUGCAUCAUCUGGGGCCGACGUGGUCUUGUCGAGCGGGCCAAGUCGGACCAAAAGGUUCUGGGCAUGAUGGCCAUGCUCAACGUCCGCACCGAGUCGGGCGAGAACUUCAUGAUGGACCCCAGCCUGGGCCCUGUCGCCUGGGCCGUCCCCAGCAAGAAGGAGGGCGACCUGGGUCCCAACGGUUGGGACAAGUUUGUUGGUGACAAGAUCAAGAUUCUUGUUGCAGAGGCAGACCAUCUGUCCAUGCCAGUGCCCCCAGAUGUUACGGAGCUGCACCGUUGCAUUGGAGAGGCUCUGCCAUAUCUGAACGGAGGAGAGUAGGUUGAAAUAUGUCGAUUGAGAGAGAGAGAGAUUGCUUGUAUAGGAAUUGAUACUCGACGCUCCAUAUAAGAUUGGCAAAUGACAAUGGAUAGCAGCGAGGAUGAUGGUAUGUGGAGGUGUGUGUGUGUGAGAGAGAGGCUUUUUCCUGUUCUUGUGUGUCUUUUUGGAUCUGUCUUCAGAACCGUCUUCAUCAAGCCUUGUUUGCUGUAUUCCAAGGCUUCUUCAGAAUGUUCUCUUCUACUUCUCUUAUUAUUCUUUCCUUUCUUUCCUUUCCUUUCUUAUCAUGUUUGUAUAGUGGUUUGGCGAAAAAGGGUCAUGGGAUAUGCAAUAGAUCUUCCUGAAUUUCAAUGUAGACAAUAAUUCCUUCGUUCUUCUGGUG
This is a messenger RNA of Cryphonectria parasitica EP155, 7183 nucleotides long. RefSeq lists its product as uncharacterized. The transcript has 4 exons. Gene Ontology annotation, biological process: secondary metabolite biosynthetic process; fatty acid biosynthetic process. Gene Ontology annotation, molecular function: phosphopantetheine binding; fatty acid synthase activity; 3-oxoacyl-[acyl-carrier-protein] synthase activity. The record is from RefSeq and is a predicted model, not a curated record. The coding region runs from base 1 to 6804 and encodes 2267 amino acids. Lineage: Eukaryota; Fungi; Ascomycota; Sordariomycetes; Diaporthales; Cryphonectriaceae.